Molecule: messenger RNA, 6093 nt
Organism: Dipodomys spectabilis (banner-tailed kangaroo rat)
Lineage: Eukaryota; Metazoa; Chordata; Mammalia; Rodentia; Heteromyidae
Gene: Stag1
Product: stromal antigen 1
Exons: 35
Coding region: 431-4207 (1258 amino acids)
Biological process (GO): sister chromatid cohesion
Cellular component (GO): cohesin complex; nucleus; chromatin
Molecular function (GO): chromatin binding
Source: RefSeq, a predicted model, not a curated record
GGCCAGCAGAGGGCGGUCCGGACCCGAGUCUGCAGCGGCGCCAUUGGCGUGUGGAAAAUGCCACCAGAUGGCGGGUUAGGAUUGCGGCUCCGUUGAAGGCGCGGCCCCCCGUUCCCGAGCCCCCCGGCGACCACCCUGGAACCACCCCCCCACCACGGGAAUAACACACCGGAGACUUUGCGGGGGGGGUUGAGGACGAGGUCGACGGCCGGCAGCCGGCCCGGAUGGGCGGCUGAGUCGAUGUUGCCAAAUUGCUUGCCAGAAGUGCUCCACCAAGAACAUGUGAAAAUUCUUUCUCCUACAUACCUGCCAGCAGUAGGGUUAUUACUCUUUCAAAAGUUUGCCAGGCCAGUAAGGAUUGCCUUUGAAGUGGUUUUUAAAGUUUUGAAUUACACAGAAUUCGCUGCACUGUGGAACAACCUUUCCAGCAAUGAUUACUUCAGAGUUACCAGUGUUACAGGAUUCAACUAAUGAAACUACUGCCCAUUCUGAUGCUGGCAGCGAACUUGAAGAAACAGAGGUCAAAGGAAAAAGAAAAAGAGGUCGUCCUGGCCGGCCUCCGUCUACAAAUAAGAAACCUCGGAAAUCUCCAGGAGAGAAAAGCCGCAUUGAAGCUGGAGUUAGAGGAACAGGCCGUGGAAGAGCCAAUGGCCACCCCCAACAGAAUGGCGAAGGGGAGCCUGUUACGUUGUUUGAGGUGGUGAAGCUGGGGAAAAGUGCAAUGCAGUCUGUGGUGGACGACUGGAUUGAAUCAUAUAAACAAGACAGGGACAUCGCACUUCUGGAUUUAAUCAACUUUUUUAUCCAGUGUUCAGGAUGUCGAGGUACUGUGAGAAUAGAGAUGUUUCGAAAUAUGCAGAAUGCAGAAAUCAUCAGGAAAAUGACUGAAGAAUUUGAUGAGGACAGUGGUGAUUAUCCACUUACCAUGCCUGGACCUCAGUGGAAAAAAUUUCGUUCCAACUUUUGUGAAUUUAUUGGAGUCUUGAUUCGACAGUGUCAGUAUAGCAUAAUUUAUGAUGAGUAUAUGAUGGACACAGUCAUUUCCCUUCUGACUGGUUUGUCUGACUCCCAGGUCAGAGCUUUUAGGCACACAAGUACACUUGCUGCCAUGAAGCUCAUGACUGCUCUGGUGAACGUUGCCUUAAACCUCAGUAUUCAUCAGGAUAAUACCCAGAGACAGUACGAGGCUGAGAGAAAUAAAAUGAUUGGGAAGAGAGCCAAUGAAAGGUUGGAAUUACUACUUCAGAAACGCAAAGAGCUACAAGAGAAUCAGGAUGAAAUUGAAAAUAUGAUGAACUCUAUUUUUAAGGGUAUAUUUGUUCAUAGAUACCGUGAUGCAAUUGCUGAGAUCAGAGCCAUUUGUAUUGAAGAGAUUGGAGUGUGGAUGAAAAUGUAUAGUGACGCCUUCCUAAAUGACAGCUACCUGAAGUAUGUUGGCUGGACUCUGCACGACAGGCAAGGGGAAGUCAGGCUGAAGUGUUUGAAAGCUCUCCAGAGCCUAUAUACCAACAGAGAGUUAUUCCCCAAAUUGGAGCUAUUUACUAAUCGAUUCAAGGAUCGCAUUGUAUCAAUGACACUUGAUAAAGAAUAUGAUGUUGCUGUGGAAGCUAUUCGAUUGGUUACUCUGAUACUUCAUGGCAGUGAAGAAGCCCUUUCCAACGAAGACUGUGAAAACGUUUACCAUUUGGUGUAUUCGGCACAUCGCCCUGUCGCUGUGGCAGCUGGAGAGUUCCUUCACAAAAAGCUGUUUAGCAGGCAUGAUCCACAAGCAGAAGAAGCAUUAGCAAAGAGGAGAGGAAGGAACAGUCCAAAUGGGAACCUCAUUCGGAUGCUUGUUCUUUUUUUUCUUGAAAGUGAGUUACAUGAACAUGCAGCCUACUUAGUGGACAGCUUGUGGGAGAGUUCUCAAGAACUGUUGAAAGACUGGGAAUGUAUGACAGAGUUGCUACUAGAAGAACCUGUCCAGGGAGAGGAAGCAAUGUCUGACCGCCAAGAGAGUGCUCUUAUAGAGUUAAUGGUGUGUACAAUCCGCCAGGCUGCUGAGGCACAUCCUCCUGUGGGAAGAGGUACCGGCAAGAGAGUGCUAACUGCCAAAGAAAGAAAAACGCAAAUAGAUGACAGAAACAAACUAACUGAACAUUUUAUCAUCACACUUCCUAUGUUACUAUCAAAGUACUCUGCAGAUGCAGAAAAGGUAGCAAACUUGCUACAAAUUCCUCAAUACUUUGACCUAGAAAUCUACAGCACAGGCAGAAUGGAAAAGCAUCUGGACGCGUUGUUGAAGCAGAUUAAGUUUGUGGUAGAGAAGCACGUGGAGUCAGAUGUCCUCGAGGCCUGCAGUAAGACCUACAGCAUCCUGUGCAGUGAGGAGUACACCAUCCAGAACAGAGUGGACAUCGCUCGGAGCCAGUUGAUUGAUGAGUUUGUAGACCGAUUCAACCAUUCUGUGGAAGACUUGCUGCAAGAGGGUGAAGAAGCUGAUGAUGACGAUAUUUACAAUGUUCUUUCCACUCUAAAGCGGUUAACUUCUUUCCACAAUGCUCACGAUCUCACAAAAUGGGAUCUGUUUGGUAAUUGCUACAGAUUAUUGAAGACUGGAAUUGAACAUGGAGCUAUGCCAGAACAGAUAGUCGUACAGGCACUGCAAUGUUCCCAUUACUCGAUUCUUUGGCAGUUGGUGAAAAUUACUGAUGGUUCUCCUUCCAAAGAUGAUUUGUUGGUAUUGAGGAAAACAGUGAAAUCCUUUCUGGCUGUGUGCCAACAGUGCCUAUCUAAUGUUAAUACUCCAGUUAAAGAACAGGCUUUCAUGUUACUCUGUGAUCUUCUGAUGAUUUUUAGCCACCAGUUAAUGACGGGUGGCAGAGAGGGCCUCCAGCCCUUGGUGUUUAAUCCAGAUUCGGGCCUCCAGUCUGAGCUCCUCAGUUUUGUGAUGGAUCAUGUUUUCAUUGACCAGGAUGAAGAGAAUCAAAGCAUGGAGGGCGAUGAAGAAGACGAAGCUAACAAAAUUGAAGCCUUACAUAAAAGGAGGAACCUCCUGGCUGCCUUCAGCAAGCUCAUCAUUUACGACAUCGUGGACAUGCACGCGGCCGCGGACAUCUUCAAGCACUACAUGAAGUACUACAAUGACUAUGGUGAUAUCAUUAAGGAAACCCUUAGUAAAACCAGGCAGAUUGAUAAGAUCCAGUGUGCCAAGACCCUCAUCCUCAGUUUACAGCAGCUGUUUAACGAGCUGGUUCAGGAGCAAGGCCCUAACCUAGACCGGACAUCUGCGCAUGUCAGUGGCAUUAAGGAGCUGGCUCGACGCUUCGCGCUUACAUUUGGGCUGGACCAGAUCAAAACGCGAGAGGCCGUGGCCACCCUCCACAAGGAUGGCAUCGAGUUUGCCUUUAAAUACCAAAAUCAGAAAGGACAAGAGCAUCCGCCUCCCAAUCUGGCUUUCCUGGAAGUACUGAGCGAAUUCUCUUCUAAACUUCUUCGACAGGACAAAAAGACUGUACACUCGUACCUGGAGAAGUUCCUGACGGAGCAGAUGAUGGAGCGGCGGGAAGACGUGUGGCUGCCGCUCAUCUCCUACAGAAACUCGCUCGUCACUGGAGGCGAGGACGACAGGAUGUCUGUCAACAGCGGAAGCAGCAGCAGCAAGACGUCCUCGGUGAGGAGCAAGAAGGGCCGGCCCCCGCUGCACAAGAAGCGGGUGGAAGAUGAAAGCCUGGACAACACGUGGCUCAACAGGACGGACACCAUGAUUCAGACCCCCGGACCCCUGCCCACGCCGCAGCUCACGUCCACGGUGCUGCGGGAGAGCAGUCGGCCGGCCGGUGAGCAGAUCCAGGAGCCCGAGUCGGAGCACGGCGCAGAGCCAGACUUCCUGCACAACCCGCAGAUGCAGAUCUCCUGGCUAGGCCAGCCGAAGCUAGAAGACUUGAAUCGGAAGGACAGAACGGGAAUGAACUACAUGAAAGUGAGGGCCGGAGUGCGGCACGCCGUCCGCGGGCUGAUGGAGGAGGACGCAGAGCCCAUCUUCGAGGACGUCAUGAUGUCGUCGCGGAGCCAGCUGGAAGACAUGAACGAGGAGUUUGAGGACACCAUGGUUAUCGAUCUGCCCCCGUCGAGAAACCGGCGCGAGCGGGCUGAGCUGAGGCCAGACUUCUUCGACUCGGCAGCUAUCAUAGAGGACGACUCAGGAUUUGGAAUGCCUAUGUUCUGAACUCCGAAGAGAAACUUACAAACCCGGAACUCUAUUCUCUAGAGCUAGAGGCCUAUAUACUGUGAUAGCUUGUGUGGGGAGAGAACACUUCUGCUGGGACCUGGUUGGUUGCUUAACGCCGUGAUUGAAGGUCAGUCGGUUUUUGCAGUGGCGGCAGGGGAGAGGAUGCGGACGCGGCCCAAGGAGACGCGGCGACCUCACCUCAGAAAGGCCGGCGGGGCCGCCCCGGCCCCCCUCCCCGCCCACCCCCCCGCCAGACUGCUCCGUUGCAGAUGCGUGUUUUUCUGGAGGAAGGAAGAAAUUUUAAAUUUUUAAAAAACAGCUGUCAAGAUAAACACUGUUAUACACCUGUUUUAUGGAAACUCCACCUUGAGUAAAAAAAAAUAUUUUUAACUUUAUUUUCCUGUUGUACAAUUUAAAAACCGUUUAACAUUUUGCCUUUUUAUGUUUUAAGAGCUAACCAUUUUUAUUAAACCUAUGAGUACGCAGCUCCGCUAUGGCUGAAGAGUGUUUUUGGAGCUCACUGGGUUGGUUGCCCGUGUAGACACACACAACGUGAGCACGCCAAGGUGUAAAGGUGGACGUCGUGCGUCGCUGCCAAAACCACGCCCUCUGCCGCUACGGAUAGCACUUCCCCGAUUUUAUAUACUCUUGAAGAAAAAGGUUUAUUUUUAUUUAUAAAUGGGCACAAAGGAAGAAAUGCCCGUUGCAGCCAUUUUUUCCAGCAGAUGCUGAACACCGUCCACUUUAUAUACACUAGGAAGAAGUUUCCAGAACAGUGCAUUUUCUAUUGGCAUUUGUCCUGGGCAUUUUUAGCAACUUCUACCAGCAAAUAAAGGAUUCUCAGUAAAAAACAAAAAUGAUUCACCACUUGAGGCCCUGCCAAAUUCAACUUACAGACGUCUGUUUUCUCACCAAGAUAAUCAUGAAGAAUCCUUUGCCAUUUUAAGUGUUACCCAACUGUCUACUUCCGUGCACUCAACACCCUUCCGCGUACGUGUGUGAGUUCCGUUUCCUGAUGCUAGAAGUCUGUGCUUAGAGGGUGGCGUGCUUCGGCUGCCUUGACCCACAGCUGCCUCCGUGUUACGUGUGCGUGUGACCCAAGUUCUCUGGGGGAAGAGACGCGACCAAUCUUGAGGACGGGCUGCCGUGGCUUAGAGUUCAUAGUCUGCUUGGACUUUGACGACUUGCUGCUAUGUUUUUAAAAGCCCACUUGCUUCCUUUCUGGCUUUUCCCGAAAGCCUCGAAUCCAAACCAAUCCGUGCACAGCAGUUUCUGGGCUGGUUUUAAAGCCGGUGCAACAGAAUCCUGAGGCUUUUUUUUUUUCUUUUUCCCCCCUUUCUACCAAAUAUUCAAAAGCAUUUUUAAAAAAAUUCUGUGCAUCCAAUGAUACCUUUUUUUGCGUGGGGGAGAGCAAAAUGGAUUUUACUCAUCCUUUUUAGUAGCCAGACAUGAAACAGAUUUUUCUCGACAUUUGUAUAGUUAUAAAAAAAAAAAAAAAAAAUCAAAAAAAAAAAAUCUUGGCCACCAAAAAUGUUUCUGUGAGAAUUCAGCAGUUCUGGGCUGCAGGAAGGCAGCAGGGCCGGACGCUUGCCGGCCGGCGCUCACCUACCAAGGAGCCGUGCGGAGCCCGCACGCACACAGCCCGGCCCAUGGCCUGGCCGCCGCCUGUCUCGCUCACCUGGAGCCGCACCACCGGGCAACAGCAACUCCAAUGGGUUUCCAGUUCAGUUUGAAGUCAAUCAAACUUUUGUAUUAUCAGUGUCUCCUUGAUUGGUUUUGCUAGUAAUUCUGUAAAUUGUACAUUUGCAAUAUGAGGUUUUUUUCCUUUUGUACAAUUUGAAACUGAUGCUUCACCUUUCCUUUAAUAAACUAUUGAAAAUCAG